Camellia sinensis is the source of this 751-nucleotide messenger RNA. The record is from RefSeq and is a predicted model, not a curated record. NCBI's taxonomy places the organism in Eukaryota, Viridiplantae, Streptophyta, Magnoliopsida, Ericales, Theaceae.
AUGUAUUGUUGGUUGUUUGUAGUUGGAUUUCUGCCCAAACAAGCCGGAUCAAGGAAGGAGAGGUUGAUUGUAUCUGCAAAGGAAGUAGCAACACAGAUAUUCUAUGUUCUUCCUCAUAAGCUUCAUCAAUUUAUUGAAGAGGCUUCUUCUAUUUUUGGUGGCUGUAGACAAUGUGCCAUAGCUCGAGAGAUGACAAAAAUACAUGAAGAGUUUUGGUGUGGAACUUUGGAAGAAGCCAAAGGAGCAUUCUUGACUCGCCAACCAAAAGGAGAAAUCACAUUCUUGAUUGAAGGAAAGGCAAAUUGUGUGGUGGAAGCUCCAUCCGAGUCUCAGCUUGAGAAUGAACUGAGAGAGUUGAUCUCUGGAGGGCAAUGUCUUUCUUCGGCAGUCAAGUUGGUUGCUGGAGGAUAUUCCAUGCGAAGAAAAGAGAUAUAUUCACUUGCACUAAGGAAAUUUGGGAAGCAGGUUAACAAGGAGAACUGAUGCAGAUUAUAUGGUUAAAUUGGAGGGAGACAUUGACCAAGGUGUGGAAUACUACAAGAAGGCUCUGUAUUAUAAUUGGCACUAUGCUGAUGCCAUGUAUAAUCUAGGCGUUGCAUAUGGGGAAAUGCUGAAGUUUGACAUGGCAAUUGUGUUUUAUGAACUUGCUUUCCACUUCAAUCCUCAUUGUGCAGAGGCAUGCAACAAUUUAGGAGUGAUAUACAAAGACCGUGACAACCUUGAUAGAGCUGUGGAGUGUUAUCAGGCAAAA